AAACAAAUCAAAUCAUGGCGGCCCGCGUUAGAUGGAGUUUUCUACAGUUGAUUCGGUCACGAAAUACAUCUCAUUUUAGGUUUCCAAUUAAGAUGAGAAACCAGUUCCACACACAAUGUAUUGGCCAUAACUUCAGAAAAGUUCAAAUUCUGCCUCUGACUGGAUCCACACAGUCUGCAGUGCGACACUUGUCAAUUCAGACACAGGACACUCCAAACCCCCGGAGCUUGAAGUUCCUCCCUGGUAAGCCUGUGUUGGGGGCGGGGACCCUGGACUUCCCCUCUCCAAGCUCUGCAGAGUGCUCCUCCUUAGCCAGGAACCUGUUUGAAAUCGAAGGAGUGAAAAGUGUGUUCUAUGGCCCUGACUUCAUCACAGUGACCAAGGCAGAUGACGAUGUGGAGUGGACAGACAUCAAGCACCAUGUCAUGGAUGCCAUCACUAAGUUCUUUGACAGUGGAGACCCCAUAACCACGGGGGUGACCCACCAUGAGAGCAGUCACUCUGAAGAUGAUGAUGAAAUUGUUUCAAUGAUUAAGGAGCUUCUAGAUACACGGAUCAGGCCCACAGUGAUGGAGGAUGGCGGUGAUAUAAUAUUUAAGGGCUUUGAGAACGGCACGGUAAAGCUGAAGCUGGUUGGCUCGUGCACCGGCUGCCCCAGCUCCACUGACACCCUGAAGAAUGGCAUCCAGAACAUGCUGCAGUUCUACAUCCCGGAGGUGGAUGACGUGGAACAGGUGGAAGAUGAAGUGGAUCAUGUCAACGCAAACGUUUUCACAGAGUUGGAACGCAAGUUAGGAGACAUAUAAAACUACUGUCGCUGUUGUCUUUCAUUUACUCAAAUACUGUAUAUGCACCUGUUACAAUGAAGCAAGACCACAUACUGGCGCUUACACUACCGGUCAAAAGUUUUAGAACACCUACUCAUUCAAGGGUUUUUAUUUUUAUUUUUACUAUUUUCUACA
Molecule: messenger RNA, 962 nt
Organism: Coregonus clupeaformis (lake whitefish)
Lineage: Eukaryota; Metazoa; Chordata; Actinopteri; Salmoniformes; Salmonidae
Product: NFU1 iron-sulfur cluster scaffold homolog, mitochondrial-like
Exons: 8
Coding region: 15-806 (263 amino acids)
Biological process (GO): iron-sulfur cluster assembly
Cellular component (GO): mitochondrion
Molecular function (GO): iron ion binding; iron-sulfur cluster binding
Source: RefSeq, a predicted model, not a curated record